UUUUGCAAAAGAAUACACACACGGUGGUCUCUCUUCUCCUAAAACCCUAAUUCCCAUCCAACUCGCGGCUCCUUCUACUCUUCUUACACUCGAAUAGAAUGGCUGCCAACAACGUUGGUCUACCAGCUGGUGUCUCCAAAGAACAGGCCUAUGGCAUGGCUGCGACCGAGAUGGAAUACAGAGUCGAGUUGUUUAACAGGCUUCUUAAUACAUGUUUCAACAAGUGCAUUGACAGAAGGCACAAGGAUGCUGAGCUAAACAUGGGUGAAAAUAGUUGUGUUGACAGAUGUGUUUCAAAAUACUGGGCGGUGAAUGGUAUCAUUGGCCAGAUGCUUAGUGCUGGUCAACGUCCAAUGUGAAACUCAGACCUGCUCGGAUAUGAAAUUUGUUCUACAUGAAUACAUGUUACAUGCGCAGAGGAAGGGGACUAAAAAUCAUUUUGUUAUGAAAUUUGUUCUACAUGAAUAUAUGUUACAUGCGCAGAGGAAAGGGACUAAAAAUCAUUUUGUUGUCAUUUUUCUCAUCUCUAAUCUAUGAUGUCAUCUUCAUUUGCUUAAGAAUUAAUUGCAGUUCUUUCUCUGUCGUUUAGCUUUUACUUCAAGUAAGAUUAAUUUUUUGGCCUUGGGUUCUUACUGAUGAGAGUUCAUCUUAUUCCUCUAGUACAACAUCUGUGUCAUUUACAUGUUAAAUUUGUUGCGUAAUGCUGAGUUAUUAUUGGCAGUUUUUGGUGCAUGAAUUAAUAUUGCGUAAUGAAUGUUAAUUGAACAUUACUCAACUCCUCUGUUUAAUGUUACAUCUUACCUCAUUUGGUGAAA
Molecule: messenger RNA, 815 nt
Organism: Populus euphratica (Euphrates poplar)
Lineage: Eukaryota; Viridiplantae; Streptophyta; Magnoliopsida; Malpighiales; Salicaceae
Product: mitochondrial import inner membrane translocase subunit TIM10
Exons: 6
Coding region: 99-359 (86 amino acids)
Biological process (GO): protein insertion into mitochondrial inner membrane
Cellular component (GO): mitochondrial inner membrane
Source: RefSeq, a predicted model, not a curated record